AUGCAAAAUACAUCAUUUGAGAAUCUACCAACUCCAUCAGUGUUGGUUGACGAAGAUGUCGUCAUUAGGAACUGCAAGAGAAUGAUUGAGAGAGCUCAACAGUUGGGUGUUAACAUUAGACCUCAUAUGAAGACUCAUAAGACAAUUGAGAUUGGUAAAUAUCAAACUGAUGGACUGCAGCUCAAGAAGAUCAUUGUGUCAACAUUGGCUGAAGCACGUUUCUUUGCAAAGUCGGGUCAGUUUAGAGAUAUACUGUAUGCCAUCCCAAUCGCUCCAAACAAGUUGCAUGAUGCCGCACUCAUUCAUGCGAGCAUCGAUGCCUUGCAUCUGAUGGUUGAUCAUCCAGAUCAUAUCCGUGCUCUUAUCGACUUCCGCAAAACCAACCCUACAUUGUUAGCCAACAAGAAGUGGUCAGUGUUUGUAAAGAUCGACUGUGGAUACCAUCGUGCCGGUGCCGAUCCAGCCUUGCCAUCAACCAUCGCGCUUGUGCGCUCGAUCGUCCAAGAGCACGUCCAGCACUUUGACUUCCAGGGCAUCUACUCGCACUCUGGCCACUCAUACCGCCAGCAGACACCUGCCGAGAUUGCCAAGAUCGCCAUCUCAGAGGCAACUGUCACUGGUGACUUUGGAAAGAAGCUGGUGCAAGCUGGACUCCCAUGUCCCAACGUGUCUAUUGGAAGUACCCCAGUGUGUUGCCACUUGCCCGACAACCUUCGUGAGCUUGGUGUAACCGAGGUGCAUCCUGGAAACUAUGUCUUUUACGACAUGAUGCAGGUGGAACUAGGAAAUUGUACAUUGGACGACGUUGCAGUGUCUGUAGUGGGACGCGUGAUAUCCGUGUACCCCGAGCGCAAUGAGCUCCUGAUCGACGCUGGUUCACUGGCCCUUUCAAGCGACCCUGGAUGCACACAUCUGGUUGGUCGCCAGCCAGGCUAUGGUAUCGUGGCUGAUGCUCCACAUCUCCGUGUCGUUGGAGUCACUCAAGAGAUUGGCAAGAUCCAGUCGAGUGAUCCAACCAAGACCAUUGACUUUAGUGCCUAUCCCAUUGGCAAGGUGGUACGAGUGUUCCCCAAUCACAGCUGUCUAACAGCAGCCAUGUUUAGCAACUAUCAAGUAUCAGACAAGUCUGGAUGUAUCCAUCAAACAUGGAUUCCAGACAAACAUUGGUAA
Molecule: messenger RNA, 1170 nt
Organism: Acytostelium subglobosum LB1
Lineage: Eukaryota; Evosea; Eumycetozoa; Acytosteliales; Acytosteliaceae
Exons: 2
Coding region: 1-1170 (389 amino acids)
Biological process (GO): D-serine catabolic process
Molecular function (GO): D-serine ammonia-lyase activity
Source: RefSeq, a predicted model, not a curated record